UAACCCUUUAAGGGAUAAAAACAAAACACAACUUUAACAACCAAAACCGGGCGACCGAUUGUGUUAACUGAGCUUUUCAUACAGGAUGCCAACCGUCAUUUAUCCUAACGUAAUCAGAUCUAGGCUACUCACAUGAAACUCCAUUAAACCCCCGUCUGAAGGCCAAGCUAGACGUCUAAGUUAAAGCAUCUAACUGCAGCAGGGUGUGUUUAGACAGUCAGUUGGAGCAGCCGUAGAGGGAGGGUUGAGCCUCCAGGACCUCUAACUUUCCAGUGCACGGAGUGAAGCAUAACGGAGCACAAUGGUUCGGGGGCAGGACUGCGGGACUUUCGUCGUGCUUUUGGUAUUGUUCGCAUAUACUGAUGCAUCGAGCCAAACUGUGAACCAGGAGCUGUCGGAUGUGUUCAACCAGCUCUGGAAGUUGGAUGUGAAUCGUUUCAAGGCUGGGACAGACUAUAGGCUCUCCCCGCAGGGCAAAGCUGGUUAUAUAGCCAGUGGCAGCACCUUCGCUACAGAUCACGCCAUGGCUCCUCUCUUCUCUUAUGUCAACGAGAACAAACUCAGUUCCACCCUGACGUAUGCCCGUUUUAUGAAGCUGCUGGAUAACUAUGAGAGAUCCACCGGUGUGUCCGAGAGGGUGACUGAAGAGGAGAAAUCUGAGAAUGGUGCCUUCCUGGACGCCAUUCUGAACACAGCAGUGAUGAAGUAUACUCACCAGUAUUUAGUGCGUAAGGGCAAGUCUAACUCAGACCUGAGACAGUUCAAGGAUCAGCUGUACUACAUGUGGUUUCGUCUUUACCACAGAGACAGAAGUGGCGGGGAGGACUCCAGUGGGUUCGAGCAUGUAUUUGUUGGCGAGACCAAGUUUGGGAAUGAAAUCAUGGGCCUCCACAACUGGGUUCAGUUCUACCUCCAGGAGAAGCAGAAUCUCCUCGAUUACAAGGGCUACAAAUCCAGGAACAUGCCUAGCGCGGACGACCACAUGCUGAACGUGCAGUUCAGCUGGCACGGCCUGGUCAAGCCCGUAGGCAGCACCUUCGUCGGCGUGAGUCCCGAAUUCGAGAUGGCCGUCUUCACCAUCCUCUUCCUCACAUCCACUGUGAAGACCACCGUUGCCAUAGUGAACAUGGACAAGUACCAGAUGGAGCUGGUGGUUCACCGGCAUGGACGCUCCAUUGGGACAUCCUACCCCAAGCUGCUCAGUAUCAACAACAGACGCAUAUAGGACGUUCCGCGUCUCGCAUAUAGGGCGUCCUGCGUGUCCGCUGAACAUCUAACAGCCGUGUCGAGACCCUGUUUUGUGCAGGAUUUUUUAUUUCACUUUUGUUUUAUAUGAAACAAAAAGUAGGAAGACAUUUUUUUAAUAUUAAAAAUAUUAAAAUAAUUUUUAAAUAUUAAAAGGCAUAAUAAAAGAACAUUAACAGGGGAAGCAUAUUAAAAAUACAAAAAAAAUUUACUUUGUUAACAGACUUCAACUUUCUGGAUAUACAUUUUAGCUUCUUAUUGUAUAUGGAGAUCUUAUUUCUUCUUUUCAAAUCAUUCUCUUGUGUUUACUGGAACAUAUGUAGACAUCUUACCAUGAACAAAGCUUUUGUUUCUUGACUUUUGUUGUUCAUCAAGUUGUGUUUUUGUUUUAUUUGCCUACCUAAUGACGGUGGUGGACACAAUAAACUGGAUUUGACCUUUUUACCUUUUGCCUGGGGGAAUACGUUUCGUAUUUUCCCAUCUUGGGAUAAAGUUGGUAGUGUAAAAGAUGUAAAAAUUAAUUGUAUCAACAAAGACAAUAAUAAGAGUUACACAAUAAGUAUAGAAUUCAAAUUACAGUCAUAGAAUCAUCAUGUAGUUACUUUAAAUGACGUUUCUAGUAAACCAUCCCUUAAUAAUAUGCAUUUAUAUAGUCUAUUUCUAUAAAAUCCAGUGGGCUAAGGGGAGGAGUUCAUGAAUUUUGUUUAAUACUAAAACAUUUGCCAAAUAUUUCAAUAAAGCCUUGCGAGAGUAAUUUUGA
Messenger RNA from Electrophorus electricus (electric eel), 2005 nucleotides. It is a transcript of the gene endouc, whose product is annotated as endonuclease, polyU-specific C. NCBI's taxonomy places the organism in Eukaryota, Metazoa, Chordata, Actinopteri, Gymnotiformes, Gymnotidae. The record is from RefSeq and is a predicted model, not a curated record. Gene Ontology annotation, molecular function: RNA endonuclease activity.